Wyeomyia smithii (pitcher-plant mosquito) is the source of this 965-nucleotide messenger RNA. Its product is annotated as MIT domain-containing protein 1-like. Lineage: Eukaryota; Metazoa; Arthropoda; Insecta; Diptera; Culicidae. The record is from RefSeq and is a predicted model, not a curated record. The coding region runs from base 60 to 935 and encodes 291 amino acids. The transcript is spliced from 3 exons.
CAAAAUUGUAAACAAAUUGUAUCGAGAGGCAGUAUUCAUUCAGAACAGCUGAUUGAUUCAUGCUGGAUAUUGUUGCUUGUUGUUUUCCAAAAAUUUCAAUUAAAAAAUACGGCUUUGUGAUAAAAAGUGAUGUUAUUAACUACAUUUUUCAUUUAAAAUUAUUGUGUAGCGCUGUUAAGUUAAUGUACAUUUAUAGUGUAGAAGUUAUACUCUGCACAAUGACACAAAUGGCAAUCACUUUGCUGACGAGAGCAAUCGAGUACGAUUUGAACGGACGAAAACUAGAAUCCUUGAAGCUUUACGAAGAUGGUAUUGAAGCGCUUCUUAAAGAGUCAAAAGCCGAACAGGAACCGAAACGAAAGCAGCAUUUACAAGCCAAAAUCGUCGAAUAUAUGGAUCGAGCCGAACAAGUAAAGGACCUCAUAACGCGCUGGAGAAGUAAAGGAGAAAUACGAGAUAAGAUUCAUGUCGUCGAGGGUGCAACCGGUUACAGCUACAGCAGGGUGUUUGGAAAGUACCUGACUGACGAAGUGAAGGAGAUUAUGAUUGAAGAACCGUAUAUACGAGAGCACCACCAACUCUGCAACGUCGUGAUGUUUUGUGAAUUAGCAUUGACCAACUGCAGGAACCUGAAAUUCAUCAAAAUCUUAACCGUUCGAGAGCAGAAAAAUAACGACGAACAGGGACGCGCGUUUGAGAUUUUAAAAAAAAGCUUGAAGAAACAGGGAGUAGAAUUGUCUGUGGAAUAUUCCGAUCAUAUGCAUGACCGACAAGUGAUACUCAGCAAUGGAUAUAUUGUGAAAAUUGGUCGAGGACUCAAUUAUUUCAAACCUUCUCCAAGUAAAUACAGUCUUGGUGCCUUUAAUUAUCACUUUCGAGAGUGUAGAGAAACAAACAUUGAUGUAUUCUACUGUCCAGAAAACAAUAAAGUGUAACAAAUUUUUUGUAAAAAAAAUAUCUUGCUU